Messenger RNA from Apodemus sylvaticus (European woodmouse), 641 nucleotides. RefSeq names its product regulated endocrine specific protein 18 (gene Resp18). NCBI's taxonomy places the organism in Eukaryota, Metazoa, Chordata, Mammalia, Rodentia, Muridae. Bases 32 to 559 code for a protein of 175 amino acids. The transcript is spliced from 6 exons. Gene Ontology annotation, cellular component: endoplasmic reticulum. The record is from RefSeq and is a predicted model, not a curated record.
UCGAGGAAGCGUGCGCUCGGAUCCGGCGAAGAUGCAGAGUUCGUUGAGGCCCGCGGGCUCCGGGGGUCUUCAGCUACUGGUCUGCUUCCUUCUGCUUUACAGUCGUCCAGGCAGCUGCAGCGACUUAAAUGCCCACGAUGGUCAGGGCCAAGUGGAAUCGGAACAGAUCUGGACGGUCCAAGGACUUAUGGCCUCAGUCUUCCAGUACUUACAGCUUAUAUUCCACCAGAUUGUACCCCAAGGCAUGUUCUGGGCAGAUGACAUAGCCUAUGAGUUAAUGACCAAAAAAGUGGAGCACCUCAGCAGACUCCACCCCCAAUAUCCAUGCCGGAAGGAUGUGAAGUCGCUUCCCCCAACUGCAGCCACCGGGCUGAGGGGCAAGCAAGAGGAGAAACUUCGACUCUUAUCUCCCCAAAAGAGUCCAGCCGUCAAGGUGAACAGGGACAGAUGCUUUACCACCAAAGUAAUCCCAAAGGCCCCCAAACAAGAGGCAGCCCAUCCCACCAAGGGUUUCUUCGGGCCAUUCCCCACUGUGGGCCUCAACCUUGUUGCUGACUGAGAUCUCAUUGCAUAAUAUCCCGCCCCCCCACAACCUCCUCAUGGCCCUCCAAGGGGCAGUUCUGGGGUAACCCAAAUAUGAA